Molecule: messenger RNA, 4648 nt
Organism: Danio rerio (zebrafish)
Lineage: Eukaryota; Metazoa; Chordata; Actinopteri; Cypriniformes; Danionidae
Source: RefSeq, a predicted model, not a curated record
GCUCGAUGUCACCAUGUGUUUGUGCAGACAUAGCCACUCAAAGGAGAAAAGAGAGCAUUGUGAGAAAGGACUAACCAGUUAUUAGCCAUUACAUUCAUACUUUAUUCAGGCAAUAGCUUAACUGCUGCCGAAACACACUGCUGUAAACAGACGAAAAUCCUGUAAAUCAGUUUGCACCAGUCGGCGCCCCGUAAGUCAAAGCGCGUGACUGUGUGUGUAUGUGCCUGCGUGGAAAAUCGCAGAUCACCGAUCAAUGGAAGUUAACUGAACCAAACCCACCUCGCUGCCAGUGCGUGAACGUUUGUAACCGGCGAAGAUUCCGCGGAUAUUGAUUUCACGCUUCAUCUCAAAAGUCUGUAAGGACGAACAAUUGUCAUUCCAGCAUCCUAACCUUGAACCGUUUACCUGUGAAGCACUGAUGGGGCGUAAACUGGACCUGUCGGGUCUCAGCAAUAAUGAAGCGGAGCAUGUUCUUAGAGUGGUACAGAGAGACAUGCAACUUCGUAAGAAGGAAGAGGAGAGACUCAGUGAAAUGAAGCAGGAGCUGGAGGAGGAGGGCAGUCGCUGUUUGCUUUUAUCUAAGCAGCAGAAGUUCAACGAGCACUGCUGCAUCCGUUGCUGCUCUCCCUUCACCUUCCUGCUCAACCCAAAGCGCCAGUGUCUGGACUGCCACUACAACAUCUGCAAAUCUUGCUGCUCUUACAGCCAGAGCGAGAGGGGCUACAUCUGUGCUGCCUGCCAAAAGAGCAGGCAUUUGAGGACACAGUCUCUGGAAUGGUUCUACAAUAAUGUGAAGAGUCGGUUUAAGAGAUUUGGAAGUGCCAAAGUGUUGAAGACCCUCUACAGGAAACACAUCAUCGAAAGAGGAGCGUUAUCUGAGUUACCAGAGGUGAGCGCUCAUGAAGGGAGUAAUGAUAAUGGCAGCAUUUGUGAUGGCAGUGACUCCACGCUCUACAAGCAAAGUGAAGGUCACAGCAUGGCAGACACACUUACGGUUGCUCUCCGUGUGGCAGAGGAGGCGAUAGAGGAAGCUAUUGCUAAAGCGGAGAACUACAAAGACAGUCUGGAGAAACAGAACGAGGCUCGUUAUUUGCAUGAGCACAAGGAAGAGCUCAUAGAGGAACUUGCCACAACAAUUGUUCAAAAAAUUAUUCAGAGGGGAAAGCGGCCGGAGAUACAAGAAGAGUAUGAGUUUGUAUGGCCUCAGAAUCAGAAAAGUGAGCUACCAUCUCCUACCUCAACACAAAACCCACUUGCAACGCAGAAUUCACACUCCACCUCUCAGCCAGGCGCAGUAGCCCAGUCUGACAUAAGUAAGAGGUCAAGAUCAGCGUACUCGAGUGACGAUUCUCCAGAAAAGGGCCCUGAGGUGGGCAUGGCCCCAGGGGUUCCAAAGAGCACUGAGGUAGAGACAGACAUACAAAAUUACUCAUCACUCAGGAGGGAGUCCAGAGCAUUAUCACUUCCUGGAUGGAAGAGUGUUGACCGCCUUGAAAACUCCAGUGCAUCUUCAGUCCUGCAGUCCCCUGAUGGUAACUGGAUUGCCCUGCAGAGCUCCCAGCAUUCCCGGCCCAGCCUGCUGACUAAGCGCAAAAGCCUCGUUUUCAGUGUGCUUGAGAAAGAAUCAGGCGUGGUAUCUGCGUAUGAUGAAAUGGGCUCAGAUUCAGACCCUGAGGAUCAGGGUGGAUGGGGCGCUGCCUUGUUACAGUUUCGCAGACGUCUCUCUGAUGAAACAUACUAUACUGACUCUCAACACGACCCUGAAUGGACAUUUACUCAACAUCCACCCAUUACAUCACCCUCUUCGGGUCAAUACACCAACACUGAAACCCUGAACUCUGACUCAGAGACAUCUCCUUCCCCGUCGACUCGAGCCCGUAGAGCACCCGUGAUGAAAAAAGGGCCACCCGAAACACACCUAUAUCCUUACUACAGGCACCCUGCAGACAUCGUAGCUUUGCCUCAGUUGAAGCCAGAUGUCCUCGAUGUGAACUUUAAUCCCCACUUGGGUGGGGACAGUAGUGAUGGGGAGGAGCGGAGCGAGCAGGUCAAAAGAUCACGGAGGCGUAGAAAGAGCAAACGCGAGACAUCAGAGCACAGCCGAGCACAUAAUGCACUGUACAGUGCUGCCACUGCGGAGAACAGUACUGUCCUCCUCAAUGCCAUGAUGAUGCGCCGCCAACAGAGCCAGGAGAACACAGUCCCUCUGAAUCACCAAACUCCAGACUCUGUGACCUCUCCAGACAUUCUGACCUUUAACAACAUGUCUCCUGAACCUGAAUAUCAGAACACAUUAGCUCAUAACUCCAGUGCUGCCAGCCUGCCAUUGCUGAGCCAGCUAGGCUCCAACAAUCCAGGGUUCGCCCCUCAGGACCCUUUGCUCAGGGCCUUCCCAGUUAAUGAAACACUGGAAGAGGAGCUGAAAUACAAACUCAGUGAGCUGAUUGGCCAAGUCAGUGAGAGGGAUGUAAAAUCAUCGGAUUUUGAACCAAUCAGUGAAGUGGGCAACAAGCAAGAGGACAGAGUAAGUGAGAAAGACAGUGGGAAACUAAGACCCAAGGAGAGGCGGGAGAGCAAGCGGGAAAGUAAAUUGAGGGAAAUGGAGAAGCAAAGUGAAAGACAAACAGUUAAACUGAUGGAUACAAGUGAUGCUGUGAGACAGAUAAAUAUUGAGAGACAAAUGAAGAAAGAGAGGGAGCGACAGAGAGAUAUUGAAAGACAGGUAGAAAGAGAGCGGGAGAGACAAAGAGAGCUAGAGAAACAAAUUGAGAAGGACAGAGAAAGGCGGCGAGAGAUCGAGAUGCAGGUCGAGAAGAAACAGGAAAGACAGAAAGAAAUGGAGAAACAACUGAAACAAGAACAAGAGAGACAAUCAGAGAUUGAGCGAGACUUAGAAAAGAAAAGGAAAAGCAUACGAAUGGAAAAAGAGAAAUUAGUGAGUGUGAAAUCCAGAGAACGUGAACAGGAAUUGGUGAGAGAAACAGGGGAAGCAUCAGGUAGAGCGUUGAAGCGAAAUAAGAGUUUGGAGGAAUACAAAUAUGAAACCGAGAAAGAAAAGGUGAAUAAAAUAUCUGCACAGAGAAGCAAAUCAGAAACGUCAGCAGAAAGAAAGAAGCUUGAUAUAAAGACAGCAAGGUCUUUAACAGCAUCUCCAGAAAGCACCCCCUGCGGUCUGGAGGAGCCAAAGUCUCCAUCAGAGGAGGGUCAGAGUGAUCCUGCUCUACAGCAGAGGCUUCAGUUACUCUCCUCUCUCUUGCAUCAGAAGUACUCUGCUGCGUCUUUAUGCAGCAUCACCACAGAGGUUCUGAAGGUCCUAAACGCCACAGAGGAUUUGCUUGGUGAAGCAGAAUGCAAAGUUUAUGAUCCCUCUCCAGCUGGCACACACAUAUGCUCAGGUCCUGUCAACAAGAAGCUGGACCAUCAACUUACUAAGAUGGAGGAAAAUGUGUAUUUGGCAGCAGGGGCUGUGUACAGCCUAGAGGGGGCGCUGGGUGACUUAGAAGAAUGUGCACGCAGCAUCAGCAGCUCCACCACAGACACAGAACUAGCCUUCUUGGAAGACCAGGUUGCCACUGCUGCUGCUCAGGUGCAGCAGUCAGAGCUCCAGAUAUCAGAUAUUGAGGCAAGAAUAUCCGCUCUCAAAACUGCAGGUCUGAAUGUAUCUGCGUGUACACGUUUUUCCAAGUACAAAUCUAAACCUAUGCCACAAACACUAGACUCUUCUCGCCAUCAGAGGAGAAAGCUACCUGCUCCUCCUCUCAGAACCAUGUUAUCAGAAAAGGAAGUCAAAUCUGAGUCACAGAUGAGAUACGUAAGGCCAUGGCAAGAGGAUGUAUGACUCUGUGAUCCUCUAAUAAGCUGUGUGGCUCCACAUCACUCUGCUUCUGAAUGCUAGGACCAUCAGGCUGUUCCACGCUAGUGCCUUGCUCCAACUUCUGGUCCUCCAAUUUGAUUGGCACUAAUGACUGAUCACAAACCGUGUUGGGUUGAUCUCACUUCUUACCCAUAGAACUUUACCAAACCUUGGAACACCUCCAGUAACCAGGGGAUUCAAUUAUUUCUCUCUGCCUUAAUGGAGACCAAACUCCUACAACAAAGAUCACAGAGGGUUGUAAUUGUAGAUUUAAAUCGAUGUAAUUACUUGUAUGUGUAACUGAUGCACAGUAGUAAAUGUUAACAAUCUGGGACGUCACCUCCUGUUCUGUUUUUUUAUGUUUGCUGGGUCGUGUAUAUGUUUGAAAUCUGUAUGUUAGAUAUGUUACUAAAGAAAACCUUGUGUUUAUUUUCGCAAAAAGAGGCUGGAGCACAUUCGGUAAAAGUCUUAAAUGUGUGAAGUGUCAGAAAGUACACACUAAAUACCUGCAGGACCUGUUUGAUGUCACGUUUCUAUUCUUUUCAAAUAUGGCACAAAUAUCUCAGGCUUCUUUUUUUCUGAAGGUCAUUGUUUACUUAAAGGUGUAUUCAACGUCUACAACAACUGUGAAAUUCAUCAUGAGUUCAUUUUUAUUUUGUUAAAAAAAUGUAAAGAAAAAGAAAGGAAUAAAGGUGUGGCACCGUGGCUCAAUAGUUAGCACUGCCACCUCACAGCAAGAAGGCCGCUGGUUUGAGUCCCAGGUGGACUAGUAGGCAUUUCUGUGUGGAGUUUGGA